Pyrenophora tritici-repentis Pt-1C-BFP is the source of this 1245-nucleotide messenger RNA. NCBI's taxonomy places the organism in Eukaryota, Fungi, Ascomycota, Dothideomycetes, Pleosporales, Pleosporaceae. The record is from RefSeq and is a predicted model, not a curated record.
AUGGCUCCACAAGCAGUUGCUCACAGACGGGGCGGCACACACAAAGUCAAGGAUCAGGAUAGAACAGAUUCCAUUUACGACACGUACAACUACAAGGAGCUACUCGACGCGGCCAAAGAGCGAGGAAUCUACCGCAAAGACAUGAAAAAGGGAGAAAUGGCAUGGGCGCUGAAGCGAAAUGACGACGAGAAGAGAAGAGCCCAGCACCAAGCUCGGAUCCAUUAUCAAAAAAGGCAGCAGCAAGCGCGAAAAGAGCAAGAAAAGAAAGAAGCCGAACUCCAAGCCCUCAUCGCCGCCAAACACAAGCGCCGGCUCGAAAGGAUGCAAAAAAGAGACCGCGACGAAAGCGUCAGCGAUGACACGCCCAGCGAAAACGAAGACGAAGCAGAACCCCCCGAAAACGGCAGCGACGUCGUAGGUCAAGCCCUCAGCGACGAAUCCUGGGAUUCUACCUCUACAGAAUCCUCCACCUACUCUACCUCCCACGUCCCUACCCACGACUGCAAACUCCGUCUCUUCGAAUGGCUAUACGACACCCUGCCACGUCCCGACCCUCCUCCCGCAAAAACACUCAUCGACCUCGCCAGACUACCAAACCCAGCACCCGCUCCCGUUCACUACGCCCCCCUCAAACUAACAACCAUGCACACGCGGCAGAAACUCAUCUUACCCGGUUCCAAAUACCCCGCCUCUGUAGCCCCAAACUACGUCCCUAUCCUCCCUCCUGAAACACGUUCUUCAGCACACUCGCAUCAGCAACAGCACCGUCUCCACGGCCUCUUGCGCAACGCAGUCGUAGAAACCGGCGCGUUUUGGGCGUCCAAAACAGUCGUGCAGGGCCGUACCGGCCGCAUGUACUUCCACCUCGGCGCGCGGAACGAGGCUAAAUCCCUCGCGGACACGUAUGCAAAGUGGGCCUUGGAGAACCGUCGACUCCUGCGUGUGGGCGUUGGUGCGGGUCAAGCUGGUGGUGGUAUCGUGGGUAAAGACGAGAGAACGUGGCGGCACGAAGAGAGGCGACGCAAUAAGAUAAGAAAAACUGCAGAGGUGUAUGAGAGUUCCAGGUAUAGGCCUGUUGCCAUGUGUUUUUUACCCGCUUAUUUGGAUUUUGGGGAGCCGAAGACGUCGUCGUGGGUGGGGGAGAGGAGGGGGAGGACGCUGCAGAAUUUGAGGUUUGUGAGGUUUGGGGAGUGUGAUGUGCCGCAUUAUUAUUUUUGGGUUAGGAAGGGUGAGGGGGGGUUGUGA